This is a messenger RNA of Rangifer tarandus platyrhynchus (Svalbard reindeer), 402 nucleotides long. The record is from the annotation of a GenBank genome assembly. NCBI's taxonomy places the organism in Eukaryota, Metazoa, Chordata, Mammalia, Artiodactyla, Cervidae.
AUGCACUUGGGGAGCCAGGUGAGCUCUCCCAGCCCAGACUCGGCCCAUCUGGAGGGCACGUCUGGGAACUUACGGCCCUGUCCUCUCAAGGGGCUGACGGCUCAGCAGGGAUGGCUAGACCUGACGGCAAGAAAGACUCAGAAGCAGAGUGACUCCAUCCGGGCAGCACUGCAGGCCAUCAGCACAACGCCCCAGGGCUCCAGGCUGCUCCCCAGGGUCUCGAGGGACCCCCGCCAGGGGCUGAACCACGGUAGGUUCCGUGGACCCCAGGCCUGCCCGUGCAGUUCCGAUGCCUGGACGGUGAAGGAGGGAACAGCUGCGUAUGCUCCUUCAUCGAGCUCAGGGGAGCGUCAUCACUGCUUCACACCGUGGAGGGGAAAGCUGCCCAAAGAUGAACCGUGA